AUGGUUAGCACACGCCUCUUCACACUCGGUGCCGUUGUCGCCUCUGUCUGUGUUGCUGUUGCGAAUCCGUCUCCUUCCAUCGAGCACAUCAAGAAGUUGCUCGCUCGCCAGGACGAUGACUCUGACGAUCGUCAAUGCCAUGCAGAUUGCGGCUUCACCAUAAUCCAAUCCUCCGAAACCACCCCAAACACAUACUGCUCCAACCAAACCUGGAUCGACCAACUCAACCGCUGCCUCUCCUGCACCAACCGCGAAGACGACGACGACAUCUGGGAAGACUACGGCAACAGCGUCUCCUCGGCCGCUCAAGCCUGCAGCGGUCAGACUGCCACGCCUGGCGCCGUGCUCUCGACUGCUUCUGCGACUGGGACGGCUACUGGUGGUUCGCUGACGUCGAUCACUGGCACGGCGACUUCAACGGGAGCUGCUACGGCGCCGACCUCUGUCGAAGAAUGUCAUACGCAUGGCGAUGAUUUGUUCUGUGUGGCGGAUGGCGCGGAGUGGGAGGUUACGAGCAAUGUGAAUGUUAACAAUGCGCCUGACAAUUACGAGAACUGUCGGCCGACUGGAGAUGAUGGAGAUGAUCUUACCUGCGUCGCAGCAGAUGGCUCUGAAGUCCGCCUCGAACGUGAAGGCGAUGACCACACAGACGAUGAUGACCACAACCACGGCUCGUCAACUGCUACGGGCACUCCAACUUCGAAUCCGUCGCCGUCGAUCACCAGCGCUGUCGCGGGAGAGGCGUCAAAUACAGCCACCACGCAGACGGCAACUCAGGAUGGAGCGGCUGGGCGUUUCGAGGGCUCCUCGAUCGGUGGCGUGUUCGGUCUGGUGUUGGCGAUGUUCGCGCUCUAA
Molecule: messenger RNA, 855 nt
Organism: Zasmidium cellare ATCC 36951
Lineage: Eukaryota; Fungi; Ascomycota; Dothideomycetes; Mycosphaerellales; Mycosphaerellaceae
Exons: 3
Coding region: 1-855 (284 amino acids)
Source: RefSeq, a predicted model, not a curated record